Messenger RNA from Diaporthe citri, 624 nucleotides. RefSeq lists its product as uncharacterized. NCBI's taxonomy places the organism in Eukaryota, Fungi, Ascomycota, Sordariomycetes, Diaporthales, Diaporthaceae. The transcript is spliced from 3 exons. The record is from RefSeq and is a predicted model, not a curated record. The coding region runs from base 1 to 624 and encodes 207 amino acids.
AUGCUGUCCCUCGCGGUCGUCACAAUAGCUGUGGCCUUCAUCGGUCCAGUAACCGCUGGCCCCUGGGAAGACGACAGAAAACGCGGCAACGGCUUCUUCAUGGAAUACCUCCCACUCGACAACUGGAUCAUCAAGGCCACCUAUUCAGACUUCCCAGGCAACGGCAGCACCCAGGACAUCAACUUCGUCCAGCCGCUGUUCGUCUGGGGCCCGACCCCGAACGUGACGGUCGACCCGGCCUGUAACGCCGAGACGUGGUGCGGCACCGCGAGCACCUUCAUCGGACAGGGGCCCGACCAGCAGAGCGCCGGCUUCAAGCCUGUCGCGGUGGGCACGACCCUCGACAUGGAGAUCAUCACGGACAGCCCUGGCAUGAGACCUGGGGUCUUCAACUCCCAGAACGAGUGCAUCACCGAUUCGUGCGGUACGCUUGAGAGUUUUGAGUGGAAGAACCUCAGGUUGACACUGAAAAAGGCACAACCCGGCUGGGGACCCAAGAUGGAGCUUGCAAAUGCUACGACUGCGGGCUGGGAGACGCCGGAUGGCGGUGUUACGUGGACCAAUGCUUGCAUCAAAGUCGAGAAGGACUACCUGUACAGGGACAACAGUAUGCGUGAAUGUUAG